This is a messenger RNA of Arachis duranensis, 2844 nucleotides long. RefSeq names its product disease resistance protein RPV1-like. The transcript has 4 exons. Gene Ontology annotation, biological process: signal transduction; defense response. Bases 1 to 2844 code for a protein of 947 amino acids. The record is from RefSeq and is a predicted model, not a curated record. Gene Ontology annotation, molecular function: ADP binding; ATP hydrolysis activity. NCBI's taxonomy places the organism in Eukaryota, Viridiplantae, Streptophyta, Magnoliopsida, Fabales, Fabaceae.
AUGUACAUGUUUUGUGUCAUUGUUUAUGUAUAUUGCAGGGAGAGAGAUGAAGCCUUAGACAAUAUUGUUGAACAUAUUACUGCCUUUUUAGGUGGUAAGGAUCACUGGUUCACUCUGCCGAAUGUAGAGAAAUUGCAACCUCGGGUGCAGGAUUUAAUUCAAGUUCAACUGUUGAAUUAUGAUAAAGUUUUAAUACUUGGGAUAUGGGGAAUGGCAGGCAUUGGUAAAACAACCAUUGCCAUGGCUCUUUAUAAUCAAAUCUGUUACAGAUUCCAGAGGAGGAUGUUUGUUGACAAUAUCAGCGAGAGAUGUGAGCAGCAUAGUAUAGUUUCUUUACAGGAAGAGCUUUUUUCUUGUAUCUGCAAAACAACAGAAGAAACAAAAGAAGAAGCAACGAAAGAAGCAAAGGAAAAAGCAACAAAAGAAACAACAGAGGAAACAACAAAAGCAGCAGUGGAAGAAGUAACAGAAGAAGCAACGGAAGAAGAAAGGGAAGAAACUACUGCAGAAAAAGCAAAGAUUCAUGACAUUGAAUCAGGAAAGCUGUUAUUAAAGAAAAAUCUCAGCAAUAAAAAAACUCUUCUUGUUCUAGAUGAUGUGACUGAACGAGACCAUUUAGAGGCUUUGUGCGGAAGUCGCGAGUGGUUUGGUCCUGGAAGCACAAUAAUCAUCACCACUAGGGAUAGGAGUAUGCUCAAGGACGCUGAUGAUAUAUAUACAGUGAAAGGAAUGAAUUAUGAUGAAUCUAUUGAGCUAUUUUGUUGGCACGCAUUCAAGAAUAAGGAAAUUCCUGCAGAAGAGUAUCGCGAACAUGCAGAAUCUAUAGUUGAGUAUUGUGGGGGAGUACCACUUUUUCUUGAAGUAGCUGGAUCCCAUUUAUAUGGAAAGAUGAUAGAAGAGUGGGAGCCUGCAUUGGAAGAACUUGAGGAAAAUCCUCCUUAUAAAUUGCAGAGGUUUCGACAAGUGAGCUUUGAUAGUUUAAGAGAUGACUCACUGAAGAAGAUAUUUCUUGAUAUAGUUUGUUUCUUUGUUGGUAUGAACCGGAACCAUGUUGUGAAAAUAUUGAAUGGCACUGGACAUAAUGGAGAAAAGGCCUUAACUGCCCUUGAAGAUAAAUGUUUAGUAACUGUUGAUGGCAACCGGCUUCAAAUUCAUACCUUGAUAGAAGAAAUUGGAAGAGAAAUUGUUGAUGAGGAAUCACGUCUUACUCCCAAGCUAAGUACCUAUGAUGUAUUCUUGAGUUUCCGAGGAAAAGAUACUCGUGCAACAUUCACUUCACAUCUCCAUGCGGCUCUCGAAAAUGCUGGAUUUUAUGUUUUCAAGGAUGAUGUUCAACUUCCAAGGGGAGAAUGGAUAUCAAUCUCACUACUGGAAGCAGUGAAAGACUCCAGAAUGUCUAUUAUUGUGCUGUCUACAAAUUAUGGUGGUUCAAAAUGGUGUCUGGAAGAGUUAGAGAAUAUAAUGCAGCUUCAAAGAACCACAGCUCACGCAGUCGUGCCAAUAUUCUACAGUGUAGAUCCCUCCGAAGUACGUCACCAAAGUGGUGUAUUUGGACAAAAAUUUAAUGAUCUUUUAAGAAGUCACCCAGUGGAGGAAGACAAGGAGAAAAGUUGGAGGACAUCACUCCGUCAAGUUGGUAGUCUUUCAGGAAUUGUUGUGGUAAAUUCCAGGAAUGAGAAUGAGGAUAUCAAGAAGGUUGUUGAAGAUGUUACUCAUUUGCUUGACAAGACAGAAUUGUUUGUUGCAGACUAUCCGGUGGGAGUAACAUCUCGUGUGCAAAAUGUGAUCAAUCUAUUGAUUGAACAACAAUCAAAAGAUGUUUUACUUCUUGGGAUAUGUGGCAUGGGAGGACUUGGUAAAACAACCAUUGCCAAAGCUCUUUAUAAUCAACUUAGUCGCAAAUUUGAUUGCAAGUGCUUCCUACUAAACAUCAGGGAAGUUUGGGAGCAAGAUAAUGGUCAAGUUUCUUUACAAGAUCGUCUCCUUUCUGAUAUUUACAAAACAACAAAGAUACCGAUACGUACCACUGAAUCAGGAAAACUUGAAUUGAAGAAUCGACUUUGCCACAAAAGGGUACUUCUUGUUCUUGAUGAUAUAGAUAAAGUGGAGCAAAUGAAUGCAUUGUGUGGAAGUCAUGAAUGGUUUGGUUCCGGAAGCUGUAUAAUCAUCACAACAAGAGAUGAGCAUCUGGUUAAAAUGCGUGGCAUUGAACCUAUAAUUUAUAGAUUGGAUGAAAUGGAUGAUAGUGAAGCUAUUGAGCUUUUUAGUUGGCAUGCAUUCAAGCAAGCAUAUCCAGACACAAAUUUUUCUGUCCUUACUAAAGAUGUAGUUGCAUAUUCUUCUGGACUGCCACUUGCUCUUGAAGUUCUUGGGUCCUAUUUGUGUGAUAGGGAAAUCGAAGUGUGGAAGAAUGCUUUGGAGAAACUUAAAAGGAUUCCCAAUCAUAAAAUACAGGAGAAGCUAAGAAUAAGUUUUGAUAGUCUUAGUGAUGAUACUGAGAAAGAGAUAUUUCUUGAUAUAGCAUGCUUUUUCAUUGGGAUGGACCGAAGUGAUGUUAUUCAGAUAUUAAAUGAUUGCGGACUUUUCGCUGAAAUUGGAAUCAGUGUCCUUAGAGAGCGAAGCCUUGUAACUGUUGACAGCACAAACAAGCUUGGAAUGCAUAAUUUGCUAAGGGACAUGGGAAGAGAAAUAAUUCGCGAGGAAUCACCAGAUGAACCUGAGAAGCGUAGUAGAUUAUGGCUUCAUGAGGAAGUCCUUCAUGUAUUAACAGAAUACAAGGGAACUACAACUAUCACAGGACUGGCUUUGAAGUCACCAAGGACAAGCUCACAAUUUAUCAAUUAA